This is a messenger RNA of Drosophila willistoni, 2652 nucleotides long. RefSeq lists its product as uncharacterized. The transcript is spliced from 5 exons. Lineage: Eukaryota; Metazoa; Arthropoda; Insecta; Diptera; Drosophilidae. Bases 138 to 1391 code for a protein of 417 amino acids. The record is from RefSeq and is a predicted model, not a curated record.
GGAAACAUACACACACAAUGAAUCUAAUCAACAAAAGAGAUUAGUUGAUACAUUCUUUGCAUCAUAUCAUAAGGUUUUUUUAGAAAGUUAUCAAUUCAGUUCUGUUUGGUUGCUCAACGAGGAAAGACACACACACAAUGAAUCUACUCAACUUGGAUGAAUUGCUACUAAUAGCUCAAAGAACAUUGGAGCAGAAGGAUGUAUUAAUUUUGGAUAGCCAAUUAAAUCGCGGUUCCAAUGAUCUACUGGGCUAUAUGGGAGAGUAUUACAAGCUCAAUUUGAAUGUGCAAACACGUGGAGAUGCCAUACGAAACUAUAAUUUGAUAUAUUUUGUGAAAAGUUUGCCCUAUCAGAAUGAACCGCAAAAGGCUGAAUGCGAGCGUAAAGGAGUUUUUCCCAAAGAGUCACUUAUUUAUGCCAAAAUAUUGCCAAAUAUUCAGAAAUAUGGCACUAAGAAGCUGUUUCCCAAAUGCUAUUACUGUCGCCAGGAUGUCAUAGUCCUGGAGGAUCUUGGGCAAAAUUAUAGACAUCUCAAUGCAUCAACGGAUAGUGAUUCCUUAGAUUGUUGCAAGUUAAUCCUUGAGCAUUUGAGUGAACUGCACGCUUGCAGCAUAGCCUGGGAGGAGAAGGAAAAUAUCAGCAUUGAUCAGCUUUAUGGAGAAGAUCUAAACGAAUUGUUAUUGAGCAGGGAUAACAGUUGGUUCAUGACUGGCUUAAAGGGCAUCAUUUUCUUGGCUCAAAGGCAUCCGGAUUAUCAAGAUGAAUGGUCACAGAAGUUCAUCAAAGAGAAACUCUAUGAUAUAUUAUUGAAAACGGAAGAGUUUGCGAAACCAUCAAAAUAUCUGCGUAAUUCCUUUUGCCAUCGAGAUGCCUGGCAGAGGAAUAUCUUCUUUAAAUUCCCAUCGACAGAAGAUCAGACAUCACCCUCAUCAUGCUGUUUAGUUGAUUUUCAAUUGGCUAAAUAUUGUUCGCCAUGUUUGGAUGUUUUAUUUGUACUCUAUAUGGUCGUGUCGGCAGAGCAAAGAAAAGAUGUAAAUGAAGAUUGCCUGGAGCACUAUUUCAAUUCACUACAAUCUCAUUUCCAACGACUUGGCCUGCCACGUGACCUUGUCACUAGGCAGCGAUUUCUCGACGAGUGCGAACAGAUGCGUCUGGCUGGUUUAUUGAUGUGGGCUCUGGGCGAACCACAGACAAGAAUUAAGCCUCAACUAUCAAAUCGUUUGCGUGCCGAAGAUCCCGAAAGAUUUGAUUACUAUCUGAAUGAAGAUCGUAGUGGCUUAUAUCUGAAAGUCAUAAAGGAGCAACCUGGCUACGAGCAAAUAAUUAUGACACCCAUUAAAGAGCUUCUGGAAUACAUUCUCAAAACUAAACAAUCAGAGAUAAUGCCAUAGAUAAGAUAUAAACUUACAGCGUGAAAAAUAAAUUCAUGCCUUCUAAUCAGUCAUCAUGGAGCUUUUAAGCAUUGAAGAAGUUCAAAAAAUCAUACAAAAUUCAAUAAAAAAGAAUUUGCCAAUCUAUAAAAUUGUAUUGACAAAAUUAACUGGGAUCAUGGGAUUCAUGGGCGAAUUUUACAAUCUAAAAGUCUAUGUGAAAAUGAAAUUUUAUCAAUAUUUUGUCAAGUCAGUGCCAAAGAGAAAUCCUCAGGAUAAAGAGGAAAACCCACAAAAAGCAUUGCGCAAAGAGAAGGAAAUCUUUACAAACAUUUUGCCAAAUCUAAACAAAUAUGCCCAUGCAAAGUUAUUUCCGGAUUGUUAUUAUGCUCGCCAAGAUCUCUUAGUUUUGGAAGAUCUCUCAAACAACUGGCAACAGAUCUGUCCCAAUGAAUUAAGAAAUAUAAAGACAAUUAAGUUAAUACUAAAAAAUCUGGCCAAAUUACAUGCUGGCAGCAUUGCCUGGGAACGAGCUGAGGGCUUUUCCAUAGGUGAAAGAUACAAAGAUCAUUUAUUUGAGGUAUUACUUACUCAGAGAAGUGAAUGGUUUGUAGCUGGUGUCAAGGGCAUUGUUCAUUUGGCAAAAAAGCUUAACCAAUUUGAUCAAAGUUUUGUUUCUGAGAAACUUCUUGGAUUACUUAUGAAAUCUGAAAGGUUGGUUCAGCCUUCUGGACAACUGAGAAAUGUCUUUUGCCAUCGUGAUACUUCAGUUUCUAAUAUAUUUAUAAAUUCGACCUCACAAUCAGUUUGUUUUGUGGAUUUGGGUCUAGCGACCUAUUGUCCGCCAGCAAUUGAUAUACAUUUCCUAUUGUAUAUCAGUUCGCCAAGGGAAAUUCGUCAAGAGUUCUAUAAGGAAUUUAUAGAGUAUUAUUUCGUGGCCUUGCAAGAAGAGUUUGUAAAUUUGCAUAUUCAUCGGGAUGAGAUUACUAGGUCGGAUUUCCAGUUGGAUUAUCAACGUGCUCGUUUAACCGCUUUAAUUAUCAGCGGUUUGUGUUUGCCUUUAUUUAAAAUUUCCAUCGAUUUGAUAGACAAAUUGCGAAAAGAAAACGUGGAAAGAUAUAAUUAUUGGAUGUAUGUCGAUAGGAGUGAGCUCUUCGAUAUAGCCAUGGAACAUGAUCAUAUAUAUAGAGAUGAUGUAUACGAAAUUAUAAAUGAAUUAUUGGUCUACAUAAAGGAUAAUGAAAUUGUAUUUGAAUAAAUUGGACUUUUUUUUUGUUUUUCA